Papaver somniferum (opium poppy) is the source of this 1174-nucleotide messenger RNA. Its product is annotated as reticulon-like protein B5. The record is from RefSeq and is a predicted model, not a curated record. The transcript has 6 exons. The coding region runs from base 155 to 898 and encodes 247 amino acids. Lineage: Eukaryota; Viridiplantae; Streptophyta; Magnoliopsida; Ranunculales; Papaveraceae.
AUUGCGUUUACGUUCUUUGAAAUUUUCAGUUUCUUUUAAGACAUUCAAACCAAAAAAAAAAAAAAAACUUGGGGUUUCAAGAAGAAGUGAAAUAGAAGAUUGAAACCCUAUUUCCUGUUCCCGUUUUUGUCACAUUACUAGGAGGGGGAAAACAAUGUCGGAUCCUACUGUGGAAAAUGCUGAAUCAAUGAUGGAUAAGAUUACAGAGAUAAUUCAUAACCAUGAAGUUUCUUCAUCAGAAUCUGAAUCUGAGAGUGAGAAAUAUUUGCCUUCCAAGAAGAGUCGUUUAUUUGGUAGGCAGAAACCGGUGCAUCACGUUCUUGGUGGCGGAAGAUCUGCUGAUAUUAUACUUUGGAGAGAUAAGCAAACUUCGGCUUCCAUUCUUGGUGGUGUGACUGUCAUCUGGUUGCUAUUUGAGUGGAUUGGCUAUCACUUGCUUACAUUUGUUUGCCAUGCUCUUAUACUUUCACUGGCAGUAUUGUUCCUUUGGUCUAAUUUAGGUUCUUUCGUCAACAAGGCCCCGCCAAAGUUCCCUGAGAUUUUACUGCCUGAAGAGCUCUUUGUUCGUGCUGCACUGUCAUUGAGGUUUGAGAUAAAUCGAGCUUUUGCUAUCUUUAGAGAAGUGUCUUCUGGGAAAAAUUUGAAACACUUUCUUAUGGUUAUUGCUGCUCUAUGGGUGAUCUCAGUUGUUGGCGGCUGGUUCAAUUUCUUGACCCUUUUCUACUUGGUAUAUUUGAUGAUGCACACACUUCCAGUUCUGUAUGAGAAGCACGAAGAUAAGGUUGAUACUUUUGCAGAGAAGGCAUUGAUUGAAUUAAACAAGCAAUAUGCUGUGUUUGAUGAGAAGGUUCUGCAGAAGCUUCCCAAAGCCAUGAACAAGGCAAAAAAACAGCACUGAAUUUGAAGAAGUAAAAUUUACCAGAUACCAAAAAUUCACUGAAAGAGCAAUAUCUUCAGUAACCUCUUUCUACAGUUUUUGUUUCCUCCAGAGUUUUAUUGUUAGUUCUAAUAUAUGUCAACUUUCGCUAGUAUUGUAAGGGAUCAGAGUCAUCAGACUUCUUUGAGUUUCUUUCGAGUUUUGAUAUGUGCUGCUUGAAGAACCUGUACGAUAUGGAUUGAUCUCAUUGGAACCUUGCUUUUUGCAAACGAAUUAGUAAGACACUUAUUAACUUUA